CGUGCUUACGUCAUUUUAAAGCGCCGCACCUAUCACUCGCACAGACAACAUUCGCAGAAGAAAGGCGUACUUUCGAGCUCUCCUAAUGUAAAAUGUGUGAAACAUCGUUUGUUUCGGGUCUCCAGGAGCGCAUGCAGUGUCUUCAGGAGCUCACAGACUUCACAGAAAACUGCCAAGCUGAGCUGAAGGAUUUGUUUGAGGCGCUGGGAUGGAAACAGGAAUUAGAUACACAUGCAGUCCAGAUGGAAGUCUGUCCAUACGAUCCAAACCACACAGUUCCACAGAACAAGAUGGAGAAACACAAAGCCGUCUGUUGGCUCACACAGCAGGGAUACUCUAAAGAAGAACAGGCUGAAAUGUAUGAUCCAUCAGCAUACUAUGAGCAAGCUAACAUUACUUCCAUUUCCCUAGAAAAAGACACAUUUCAGCAAAUAAUUCUUCAGAGCAGGGAAAAUGCGUCUCAUUGGAGAUCAACGGGACUUCACACACAAAGUGACACAUCUGCAGGUCUCCCGGACAUCCCUCAGAACCAUAAGCGCUCAUUAUGUGACCUUACUGUGGCAGACCGGUUGGCUGUUUAUGAUCAUGUGAUGUAUGAAGCCAGUCAGCAGAGUGCAAAGAGAGAAUCCAACAAUGAGGAUCUUUAUGUAGAUCUUGUUGCUAAGAUUAAAAAAGAAGUGAAUCAGAGUGGGCCAAAGUCUCAUCUGGAGGUUUUGGCUGAGAUGAGGGACUACAAGAGGCGCAGACAGUCUUACAGAGCAAAAAACGUUCACAUCACCAAGAAGACCUACACCGAGGUAAUUCGAGAGGUCAUUGAUGUCCACUCUGGAGAACUAGGCAGGAUAUGGCAGGAAGCAAAGGAAGAGGAGUCCCAAGUAUCACAACAGUCGUCUCACAGAGCGGAAUCUGAGAAAGGUCGUUCUGCAUCCGUUGAGUCGCGUGCAUCUCGUAUCAGCUCCCGAGACGAGCAUGAGCACAAACGACACCGUAAGCGCAGCCGAAGUCGUAGUCGCAAGCACAGUCGAGAGAAGAAAAAAAGGAGCAGGAGGGAUUCACACUCUCCAGAUGUGGAGAGACGUCACAAGAAAAAGAAAAAAAAUAAGUCUUGAUGUGUGCAAUUCAACAGAUCUUAAAUGAUUUGAAUGAAUUCUUGUUAAUUUCAGGCUUUCUGAAGAUUUUUUCUACCAAUGUUAAUUUUUGAUCUGUCUAAUUUUUUUUGCUUCCUUUUCAUAAUGUUAUGCUUUAAUAAAAAUGUGAAUAGAAUAUUA
Danio rerio (zebrafish) is the source of this 1268-nucleotide messenger RNA. The record is from RefSeq and is a predicted model, not a curated record. NCBI's taxonomy places the organism in Eukaryota, Metazoa, Chordata, Actinopteri, Cypriniformes, Danionidae.